Molecule: messenger RNA, 3156 nt
Organism: Chondrus crispus (carragheen)
Lineage: Eukaryota; Rhodophyta; Florideophyceae; Gigartinales; Gigartinaceae
Exons: 6
Coding region: 67-3156 (1029 amino acids)
Molecular function (GO): protein binding
Source: RefSeq, a predicted model, not a curated record
CGUUUACUCGGUGAAGAGAACCUCUUCAGUUGAAAGCGUCGACCGCAGUGCUGUAUUCGCAGCAAGAUGGGAAAGAAAGAUAAGAAGAAGAAGGGCCUCGGAAAGGCGAAAACUGAGGCCAAGGCGGCGAAGAAAGUUGAAAAAGCGUCGAGGAAAGCUCGGGCCGCUGAUGGUGACGACGUCGAAGCAAUAUUAGCUGAAAUCCUCGCAAGAGAGGCAGAGGCCGUCGCUGUUGCAGAACACCAAGAUGUCGAGCCUCCUUCUCCGCGUGCAGCAUUUACUAUAAUUCCCAGUUCUGUCAACGAAGAUGAACUGAUACAGUUUGGCGGGGAGCGUUACACGGGUGAUAGGGCGGCCUUUUUCAACGACUUGUAUGUCUUCAACGUCGAGAAGAAAACAUGGGCCAGAUACGACUCACCUACUCGCCCUCCUCCUAGAAGCUCCCACGCCGCAGCGCUCCACAGAAGCAUGAUGUAUAUAUUCGGUGGAGAGUUCAGCAACCCGAGUCUCAGCCAGUACCGGCACUACCGCGACCUGUGGCGUCUAGAUCUUACCGACAUGAGCUGGGAGCGAAUUGAUAUACGCGGCGGCCCAACAGCCCGUUCUGGAUGCCGCAUGUGUAUUGUAGAAAACAAACUCGUCGUUUUCGGAGGCUUUUUCGAUACUGGCUUUGAAAACAAGUAUCUCAACGAUAUGUAUUACGUCGAUCUCUCAUUGGAUGAACUCAAAUGGACAAAAGUCGAAGUUUCGGCUGUUGACAUUGUACCUUCCCCUCGGUCAGGCUUCCAGUGGGUUGUUAGCGGUUCAGAAGCCGUCCUCUAUGGAGGUUAUUGCAAAGAAGCUGCUCAAAAGGCAAGAAAUGUCUCACACAAAGGAAAGAAAAAGGGAGACUGCUACAAAUUAUCCGGGGAAACACUCAAGUGGCAGAAAAUGAAGCGGACUGGCUACGGGCCGUCGCAGAGGGCAGGGUUUUCAAUGGUUCUUCACAAGCGUAACGCCGUUUUGUUCGGUGGUGUCGAAGACGACGAAACCGAGGAGGAGAUGCAAUCAAUCUUUUUCAAUGAUAUGUUCGCCUUGAAUUUAGAUCGCAAGAAGUGGUUCCCGAUGACCCUCCGCAAGAAGAAGGGGAAGAAAGCCAAGAGGCGCCGAAGGAAGACGAGCCAAGCGAGUCAAUCUGAUGGAGACCAGAUGGAUAUUGUGGAACCUGUCCAAGUACUAGUCGAAAGCGCGCCAGUAGACGAAGAUGAUGACGACGAUGACGACGACGAGAAAGAACUCGACACUGACGCGCUCGAGGCAGCUUUGAAGGCAAAGGAGGAGGAGGCUGUUCCCUGUGGACGAUUUAACUCAGCCGUGGCCGUUCAAAAGAAUGUAAUGUACAUUGUAGGUGGCAUGGUGGAACGGGGAGAUCAAGAGAUAACCCUUGAUGAUAUCUGGUCAGUCGACCUCAAUAAGCUGGACGAAUUUAAAGAGCUAAAGGGGUUGGGUGAAGAGUGUGCGGCAUGGGUAGCUUCUGACGACGAAGAGGAGGACGAAGAUGCGGGUGAGGAUGAAGAUGAGGUCAUGAGCGACAGCGCGGGUGAUGAUGGCGAAGAUGAUGAGGACGUUGAAGAGAGAAAACGGCAGCGCGGAGGGCGGCGCAAUCGCUUGCGGGAACGAGUAUCUGAGGACGACCACUUCACACCGAAAAUCAAUGAGUCACUAAAAGACUUCUUCGAAAGAACACGCCCAUACUGGAUAGGUGAAGUACACGAAGCGUUGGGCGAGUCUGGGAAGACGCUUCGUCGAAUCUCAUUCGAAUGGGCGUACAAGAGAUACUGGGAGAUCAAGCCUUCUUUGAAGGAACUUGAAGAGUUAGAAGCUGAGCUGGCCAGAGAAGAAGAAAUGGAAAAGGCCUUUGCGAAAGCCCAAAUUGAUCAGAAACGUGGUCGGAAGCCCCUUGACGAGUUUAAUUGGAAUUCAAAAGCGUCUUAUGAGCUCUCCUGGCCUCGCCAUGCUUCAGUGAUCGAGCCACGGCCCAGUAUGGGCUCUAGCGAUCCUGCUCUGCGCGAGAGGUAUCGUAAUAUUCUCAGCGCUAACUGCACAGCUGACUGCGAUUCGCUUCGCCGCCUUGUACUGCUCGAUGGCUUACCAAGCGACGCCAAUGUCAUUCACACCGAUUUUUUCGGUCGAUGCUCUCUUCGAGGCCUCGUAUGGAAAGCUCUUCUUGGGAUUGGCACCGUGGAUGCAAACGAGUACGCCUCACUUGUGCGCGAGGGGCCAUCGUCGGAGGACUCUCGUGUUCGUGAGGAUGCCCGCCGCACCUUCUCGAAGAACGAUGACUUCAUCGCACGAGUACCAAAGGACAAAAUCAUUCGUCUCCUGAACGCUUACGUCCGCGCUUGUGGGAACAAACGUGGUGUCUACGCUCAGAGCAUGAGUCUUCUGGCAGCUCCGUUCCUAUACGUCAUGCCAGAACCUGAUGCGUUCCAUUGCUUCCGAGUCUUACUGCAGGAGAAGGUGCCCUCGUACGUCAAAAGGUAUUCAGGUGCGAGGCAUGGAUGUGAACUCCUCGACAGGUGUCUCCUAGACACUGACCCCUCCUUGCAUCAGCUCUUCUCCCGUCACGGACUCAACGCCGAGGUUUACGCAUUUCCAAGCAUCUCAUCACUUGGCGCAUGCGUACAGCCUAUGUCAGAUACUGUGCGUCUCUGGGAUAUACAACUCGCGUUUGGAGUCCACGUGCACAUUCUAUUCACUCUUGCUAGACUACUGCUCUCAAGCGGCACCAUACUGGAAACCGCCAAGAAGACAUCAGCUGCUCCACUCGUGACAAGACAGCUCGAGCAAGGACUAGGUUUAGAUGCUGAGACAGUCCUUGCAAAGGCAGUGCCAUUGGCAAGUCAACUGAAUCCUGAUUUAUACAGCGAGCUUGUCUCACACGUAACAUACGUACCGAGUGACUCUACUGCCACAUCCGAAAUUACCGCCGAUUGGCAACAAGUUGUCGGGCACUCGUCCGAAUCUGGAGGGACCCAACGCCUCAAUGGACCCAAAAAUAAUACAUGGGAGGCAUCAAGAAGGCUGGAUCACAACAAUUCCAAACCGAAGGUACCCACGGAUAGAAAGUCCUCAGACGACGACGAAAGCUCAACAAACUCAGCUGAGCGAGGAUGA